Magnolia sinica is the source of this 2385-nucleotide messenger RNA. Its product is annotated as glucan endo-1,3-beta-glucosidase-like. The coding region runs from base 1177 to 2214 and encodes 345 amino acids. NCBI's taxonomy places the organism in Eukaryota, Viridiplantae, Streptophyta, Magnoliopsida, Magnoliales, Magnoliaceae. The transcript is spliced from 3 exons. Gene Ontology annotation, cellular component: plasma membrane. The record is from RefSeq and is a predicted model, not a curated record. Gene Ontology annotation, molecular function: hydrolase activity, hydrolyzing O-glycosyl compounds. Gene Ontology annotation, biological process: carbohydrate metabolic process.
CUACGCACGUUCCAGGCUGGGACGCGUGCGUAACAUAUGUGGCUAAUAGCAAACCUACAUGCAGUGUAAUGCUUUUUGGAUGGCCCUUUUUGCUUUGCAGCGUGAUGGCUCCAAAAAGGGAGUUUCUUUCUUCAUUCCCGUGGCUUCACGAAAUGCAUGGCGAUUGCUCUCACGAGAAAAAACACGAAAAGCAAACAGUUGCACUUUUAUCUUCUGACAAAUACCCAAACCCUCUCUCCCUCUCUCAUUCCUUCGUCUAUGUCAACAACAUGAUUGCUGUCAUUUUGCUAGUUAAAAUUCUCUUCUUCCUUGCUCCUCUACUUGUGUCCACGGCAGCACUGGCUCUAAUAAUCUGGAACGUUGAUCUACGUGUUAUCGAGCAUCACGCUAAUCAACAGGCAGUGGUCGCGGCGCAGCUGUUGUUUGAAUCCUCCUACCCAACUGAAUUUCAUGCUGGAGAACGCCCUCCCAUUCCAGUUGGCGAUCAUGGCUGACCAUUCGUUCGUUUUCCGGACUUGGGUUUGCUAAUCGCUGACCAGUUUCCGAUGGAGCCCCUCUACACCCUCACAAUAUUUACACGUAUCAUCAAGUUUCGAGAUCUAGACAUCCAUCAAGUGGGUCCCACAAUGGACGGGGUGGAUUUCUCACAAACAUCGCAGUGGGCCCAGCGAAGGGCCGCGUCCGUACCUCCCCACCUGAUUGAUUGAUUUUUUUUUUAUAAAGGUACCAUAUCAAAAGGUCCAUCAGGUGUAUCUAAUCAAGCGGCCUAGACCCCACGAGUUCGUUAUCUGGAUUUAAAGUUACGUGUCCAGAUACAGAAGUGGCCGGGCCCAUGUGAAGAAAAAAAUUACAAACAAAGACAAGAAGUCGUUCAAUAGAAAUUGGAAUUUCGUGGACCUUUCAACAAAUAAAACGUGAUUAAAUGAAGAAAAUUGGGGGUUGAAAGAUACACCACCUAUGAAUUUGGCUCUUUCAAGUAAAACGAAAAGAAAAGUCCAAAGACUCAACGAAGAGACGGUCCACAUGUGGCUCUCGAUGAGUUGUUGAUGGCAAAUUGAUUUUCAAUGGAGUGAUUGACCGGGAAGGCAUGUGGGGCCCACCUGAGUUCUUGAUCAAUGCUGCCAGUCCUAUGUAUAAAGGUCCACGAGCAGAUGAUAAGAUGCAUCACACGUCUCCAUGGCUGCUUCAUCUGCCACAAGUAGCGGCCUUGUCAUGGUUGCGACAGUGCUUGUCUUGGGGCUGCUAAUGGCAUGCCUGGAUAUUGCAGGUGCACAGUCCGUUGGAGUUUGCUACGGAAUGCAGGCCAACAAUCUACCUCCACCAACAGAAGUAGUAGAUCUUUACAAAUCGAAAAACAUCGGACGUUUGAGACUCUACGAUCCAAAUGCAACGGCCCUCCAGGCCUUAAGGGGGUCCAACAUUCAAGUCAUCCUAGACGUUCCUAGAGACAAUCUUCAAGAUCUGGCAAACAGCCCCGGAGCCGCUAAUUCAUGGGUCCAAAACAACGUACAAAACUACUGGCCUGAUGUCCAAUUCAAGUACAUUUCAGUUGGAAAUGAGGUAAUACCCAACAGCUUGGCGCAAUUCGUCCUACCUGCCAUGCAAAACAUCCAGACCGCAAUCUCAUCAGCUGGACUACAAGACCAAAUCAAGGUUUCUACAGCCGUUGCUACUACGGUCCUUCAAACUUCAUAUCCACCGUCCAAUGGCUCCUUCACAAACGCGGCCCACGGAAUCUUGGAACCGAUCGUACGGUUCCUAGUUAGCAAUCAAGCCCCACUUUUGGCUAAUGUGUAUCCUUAUUUUAGCCAUGUGAAUGACCCCAAUUCAGUCCCUCUUCAGUAUGCAUUGUUCACUUCUUCAACUGUCAAUCGCGACGGUUCGUUGAGUUACCGGAACCUGUUUGAUGCAAUCGUGGAUGCUCUUUACUCUGCUCUGGAGAGGGUGAGCGGGUCGUCGGUGGAGAUUGUUGUGUCUGAAAGUGGGUGGCCCUCAGCAGGAGGGACUGUAGCGACCGUCGAUAAUGCGCGGACAUAUAAUUCGAAUCUGAUACGACAUGUUGGACAGGGAACUCCAAAGAGGCCUGGGAAGGCCAUAGAGACUUAUGUGUUUGCCAUGUUCAAUGAGAAUCAGAAGGAAGGAGAAGAGGUGGAAAGGAAUUUUGGGCUUUUCUUCCCUGACAAACGACCUGUGUAUGAAAUCAGUUUCACUUGAAAGAGUUUAGUCGAGAGAGGCUAUUUAUAGUUAUAGGUAUAUAUGUAUAUAUAUUAUUCUAAUAUUCAAUAAGAUGAGGCAUGGUUAGGAGCCUAUCACAAAAGGCAGCUGUGUGUGGCAAGUUCUCAAUGGAUGUAAUGGAAAGGUUCAUUGGAAAUGAAGGAAUUUGGU